GCUCAUCCCGGCAACUCCAAAGUAGCCCAAAAAGGAUUAGGAGGUUGCUGUCACAGUGGCCGGAGCAGACUACUUCAGAGUAACGACGCUACGCAGCUCUGCAUUUUAUUCUUUUAUUGGUGCUGCGUAUUUACAGUGCUAAAGUCAUUGCUAUUUACACGGAGUGAUGUGAUCAGUCGGUUUCAGAACCUCCUAAUGGCUUUUGGCGCGUCUUUCUCCAACACAAAAGCUUUGGCAGACCCAUCCUCUUUCCCCUCCUCUUUCUGCGUAGUUCUGGCGUUGGGGGGAUGGGUCUCCCUCCCUUAUUCGCCCCUUCCUGUCCCGCCUGGGACCCUGGCUCCUCUCCCUUGCCUGAGCCUCGGACCCGACUUCCUGCUUCCCUACUGGAAUCGGAACUCUCUCUGCUUUCCCCUGUGCUCGGUGAUUGGCUUGAACUCAGGAGGGGAGGGACUUCGCGAUAUCCCCUGUCCCUCACAUCCACAAAACUGCCAGAGGCCUUUUUUGGGUGGGGUGGAAGGUUGAGCAGCAGAUGAUUCUUCAUCUGAUGAGUUGAAUACAUAAGUUGCUUUUCUAGCUACAUCCAGGGAAUGUUGUAGUUCCGUAUGAAUAAUAUCAGAAAUCUGAGGUGUAUUUUGUUCACACAGGGCUUUGAGGCAAGCAGACCUGAGCAGCACCUUGUGUAAAUGGUAGAGCUAGGCGAUAACUGAUUUUCAAUAUUGUGAUAUAUCACCAGGUAACAUCAUGAUAUAUCAGUAUAUCAUGGUAUCUGAAAUAAAGAAGGAACAACGUAAAUGUGAACAGGACAAUGUCCUGGCAGCUGCUACUACUUAAGGGUCUAAAACUGAUAAAUGAUGAUAUUAUCAAUCACCUCAUGGUCACUUUCAGCAGCAGGCAAGCCAAAAUGCAUCCCAACAGGACUUUUGGUUUUGGGCUUGGCUACUAAAUGGUGGUAUUCUGGACAAUCCAAAGUAUGGUGAUGAGUCAUAGUGCAUACAAAUAAUCUGGGGCUGUUUUAGAAGGCCAAGAGAAGUGUGAAAAAAGGGUUCCCUGAAUGUAAGAAGUUUGAAACUACAGCUGUAAAGGAAUAUAUUGCAGUCAAUUCAAAGUGGUGCAAAUCUCCUUAUUUACGGUGCAAACGGGUGUGUAGGGCCAGAAUAUAUUCUUUCUGAACCCCUUCCUCCGUCUAGGUUAGAUUCCACAGGAUUCUGUGUAGCAUCUAAAUCAGAGUCUGUGGCUCUCCAGAUGGUGAUGGAAUUCAGCUCCUAUCAUGCUAUUGGUCAUGUUAGCUGGGACUGAUGAAAAGGGGGAACCUGGAUACUGACCUUUAUGAGAGAAACUUUGGCUCUGUGGUGUAGACUGGCAUUUAUCCAGCAAAGGAUACAGUGAAAACAUCAUAACGGGCAUUUGAUGAAGAUCUUAUUCCAGAAUUAGUGCUGAUGGUACAGUCAUGCCAUAUGAAGUGGUGAUUGCUCACUUGGUACGAUAUGCAGAAAAGAAUUUAAAAUCUGUCACAGAGACUGAUUUAUCAAAAGAAAUACAAAUGUCGCUAUAGAUCCCUCUUUCUGAUUAAAUCAAUGUUUCUUUGGUUUCUGUGUUUUAAUAUCUGAAGCUGCAGUUCAGCAUAGGAAUGUCAGGAAUGUUUGAGUUGAGAAAGUUGGCUUAUGGUACUACCGUGUGAAAUUGGUGCACUUAGUGAGAAAACACAGCCAUGGUGGUCUGGAUGGUUGUUUCUGAAUCUCUUCAAACAUAAUUAUGUGAUUUAAGCUAUAUGGUAACCAUGUAGAAAGAAUGUUAUGUUUAUUGGAUGUGUUUCAUUUAGUAGCCCAGGAAUUCCUUCCGGGGCAUAAAUCACUUACAAUUUUAAUGGGGGUGUUAGUUUUGACCUUCUGACAUUUGCAAGGUGGGCAGUAUUGUUUAUGGAACUUCUUAGUGUAUGAGAAUUUUCUGUGCUUUGCUCAGUUGGUUUGCUGUUUUGCUCUUUGUGCCUGUAUAUAUGAGCAGUUCAUAGGCUGGAGGGAGAUUUUCUCUUGAUGUUUAGUAGUCUAAAAUAAGGUUAUAAUCUCAAAUUAGCACAGCAACUGUGACACUGCUUGGAACUACAGAUACAUUUUAAAAGCCAGCUUUCUGACUUGCUAGCCAUUCUUCAGAUAGAUCUCGAGAUAAAUAUUCUAAAAUAGCUACUUUUAGGCUCAGUAUUUAGAGGGUAGUCAUUUCUUGCAAAGUUAUGUCUUGGGAAGGAAGGGAAAGCCUAACUAUUUUUACUGUCUCUCAGGCAGUUUGGCAUAGUUAUUUUAGAUUUCUGGAGUCAGUCUGGCCUCUCUCUGUGCCUUUUCUAUUCUCAUAUUCUGUUUCAAUCUUGUUUUGAGAACGGAAGGAGGUGCUAAUAGUGCUCUGGGCAAGCUCUAGGCUUACAUUAAUAUCUCUUAUGUAGACAGGCCUCAUCUCUAGAAUACAGUUAAUAGUUGCAAUAGUUUGUGGUUGGCCUGAAGAUGCUGUAGGUGUGUCCAGAGCUGUGGUCACACCUGUAUCUUGUGAAGGUGCUAUCCCUGGGACAUUUGCAGGAAAAUACUGAUAUUUUCACUGGAGAUCCCUGUGCCAUGCUGCUGCUUCUGUUGAACAAGCAAGUUAUUUCCCCAUACUUUCCUUUCCCUUUCCCUUGUCCAGAUUUUCAUUCUCUGUCACAAUGUGCAAACUUUUGUGGAAACCCAAUCAUCAUUCAUAGAAUCGUCGAAUUGUAGAGUUGGAAGGGACCAUGAGGGUCAUAUAGUGCAAACCCCUGCCAUGCAGGAAUAUGUUGCCCAACGUGGGGCUUGAACCCAUGACCCUGAUAUUAAGAUUCUCAGGCUGUACUGACUUAGCUAUCCCAGGGAUUGAAAUGCAGUACUCAUGUUUAGAAAGUGCUGAGUGACUAAAUCUGUAGUGUACCAAAAAUGGUGUGUUGAUGCCCCUCUUGCUAUAAGAAAAAGAACAAAAAAGAUUCAUGCGCAAAAUGCUUUGAAUAGUUGCUUUUUCUAGUGCCAAGUAUGUUUCCUAAUUAGGGAAAGUAUGGUAUUAGAACUAGCACAUAAUGUGGGAAUGCAAAAUGAAAUUAAUCCAAAACUGAUAGUCAAAAUAUAGACUCAUUAGCUAGCUAAUCUGUUUAGUGCGCAGUUAAGAAUGUGUGUUUUCCUGUGGGAAUAUUUUCCGAGUGCUGGUGUAAUUGAGAGCUUAUCAGAAGGACAUUGUCUCAUAUGUAUUACGAAAAUGGAGACCUCAUGGAGUCUGUAUGUGAAUAAAAUGGUUCCUUGUAGUUUGGGACAAACCUGCCUUCUGAGCUUGCUGGUGUAUUUGAACUUUCCAUUUUAGCUUGCAAAAUGCUUUUAUUCCCAGUUUUAUUAAAGUGAGCCACCCGUUGUUUCCCUGGUUCUUGAGUGGAAACUAAAAACAAAACAAAAACCCAGUCCCUUUAACAGUACAAUUUUUGAAUGGUAGUUUCUUGCUUUCCCACUUAAGCAUUAGUUAGGUCUCAAGAAGUAAGAAUGAAAGGUAUUGUUUAGGAUACUAAACAUCUUGUGUAGCUGUUUUUGGUUUUACUUAGGCGUUUCCAUAUAUAUCUGGUUUAGGUGAAGCUUUUAAAAAAAUGAUUACUCAGUUGAAACUAGUCACAACACUUCUGACCCUAUAUUUUUUAGAAUCAUAGGUUUGGAAGAGAUAAAAAUACUAAGUCCAAACCUACGCUCCAAGGCAUGACCCGUUCUUCAAAGAUUGGGCUAUUCAGGUCCAGGCCACAGUGUAGCAGAGACAGAGUAACAGCACUUGGGUGUAUUACAGAAAAGAGCUCUGGAUGACUCAAGCAAGUGAUUCAAGCUGCACACUGCAUGAAGAGGCAGCCCUGUAUAGGGAAGCUUUUGAGGUUUAACGUUUUACUAUGUUUUUAUAUAUGCUGGAAGCCGGCCUGAGUGGCAACCCUGUCAGGUGGACGGAAUAAUAAUAAUAAUAAUAACAACAACAAUAAUAAUAAUAUUUCCUAUUUCAUUUUUGAAUAAAAAGUUUUUAUUUGCAGAAGAUUACUAGAAAGAAGGUCGUGUGUAAGUAGAUGUAUUAUGGUGUGGCAUGUUAUUGCUACAUUAGUGAGAUAAUAGGCAAGCAUUUUACAUUUAGAAGUUGCAAGUAAGGGGAGUAAGUGUGCCGCCUUAUAACUCUUUAUAUGCAUCUUUGUGGAAUAUGCAGUUUGGUAAACUUUUUAUGUUGGCAGUAGUUUCAGAGCUGCACUUCUAAGCACAAUUCACUAAAUUGGUGGACUUCACAGCACAACUACAGUGAACUAAGUAUGAACAUUUAAAUAAAGUUCAUAUACUGGUACCUGUAAGAAUCGGCUGGUUCAACUAGUCUGGGCUGCAGCUGUUCCACCAUCUGUUCUGUCAGCUGCCUGGGCAGCUAAUGGGGUCACUUCCUCUAGAAAAGGACAAAGACCUUGUGCUCUUGUAGUGGUUACUGUAUUCUGCCAAUCAGAUGCAUUUGUUUUUUGGUAUGGCUGAACAGCAUGGACAGAGCCUCUCUGUAGCAGCUGAAGAGAUACUCUGCAGAAACUUGUUUCUCUUUGGAAAAGGAUGUGUAAGAAGGUAUAUGUAGAGCAAGGAUGAGGAACAUGUAGCUCUCCAGAUGUUGCUAAACUACAAACUACAAAAUGACCAAUUUGGGGGAAUGAUGGGAAUUGUAGUUCAACAUCGUUUUGAGAACCACAGGAUUUCUAUACCUAAUGUGGAGGGAAGUCAUCAAAAUAAACUCAUUCUUGACAGAGACUUGGAAAGUGUGAUUGGACCUAUAUUCAUAAAUCCACAAAGAAAUAAGAAUAAGCAUAUUCUGCCACCUCUCCAUCCUGAUGGAAACCAAUAAUUUUAUUUAUUUUUUGAAUAUGAUUUUUAUUGAUUAUCAUCCAUAACCAUAUCAUAUAUAUUUUACAUACAUUUUUACAUACACGUUUUCAUAUUUUCCUUUCUUUCCCACAAUACAUUCCUUACUUACAUUUUUUUCCUUUAUAUUUUGUCCAGCAUAUUUUCUUCUUACUUCCUUGUAUUUGACUUCCUUUCUUCCUUCACCUGUCUUUUUUACAGUCUACUUUCUCUGCACAUUACUAUUCCAUUUUAUUUUUCUUCCGUUUUCCAUGUAUUUUCUUAUCUUUAGUGACUAUUUCUUGUAUCCCUGAGUUUACCCACUUUGUAAGCUUAUUUGCUGUGCCACCAUUUUUCAACCUAUUUCUCUGUGUAAUCCAUGAAUUUUCUCCACUCCUUGUCAAAUUUCUCAUUACCCUGAUUUCUGAUUUUCCCUGUUAACUUAGCUAUUCCUGCAUAUUCCAUUACCGGUAGUUUUAUUUUCCACUCUUCUUCUGUUGGUAUAUCUUGUUGUUUCCAGAGUUGUGCUAGUAACAAUCUUGCACCUGUUGUUGCAUACAAAAAAAGUAUUUGGUCAUUUUUCUCAACAUCCUCAGCCACCAUUCCUAAAAGGAACACUUCUGGUCAUUUUUUAAAGGUGUAUUUAAAUAUCUUUUUUGGAAACCAAUAAUUUUAACAAUAAAAGAGGUAGAUUUUAGAUUGAUUGACAGAAGCAGCAGCUAAUGAAGUCUUCACAAACACAACUGCUCCCAGCUCCAUCCUCUAUUUACUUAACCAUUUGUGUCAGGCACUUUCAAGCUAUCAAAGUGUUUUGCGUCCAUUAUCUAUCUUGGAACCUUUACAACAGCCUUGUACUAUCCCUCAUAUUACUGAUGGGAGAACUGAGACAAAGAAAUGACUGAGACAAGAUUCCCACUGGGGCCUUCCCAGAGCCAUAGUUUAGUCUUGUGGCCGCUCUACUACACCAGCUCUCCUCUACCACUACUAUCCACUGGCCUUUUUUAGGCCUUGGAGCAGCAUUUGUUUGUAUAAGAGCCUGUUUGUUUCCCACUUUUCUGCAGCCGUUUCCCCCCCCCUCUGAUGGGGGGGGGGGAAGGCUGCUUAUCAAUUGCCACAGCAGAAGUUUCUGGGGAAUGUGUGGAAUGUUGGCAACAGGUGGGGACAGGCAGAUGUGCUUAUCUGUCACAACGUAUUUCACUGAGAGUAGUUUAUUUUUUAAAAAAAAAUCUGUGACUUCUGCAACAGAUUUCUAUACCCGUUGUCACUUAACAGCCGAUACAGAACUUAAAGGUGUGCACCUUCCUUGCUGUGGGAUUAACUGCAGAUUUCCUUUCUUCUUGAUUUGGCUUCAGAAUGCAGCUCUUAAGUGUUGGUCACUGCUCUGGCGGUAAUCUGGUUUGCAAGUGCUGUCGUACCAAGACCAGCAACAAUGAUUCUGGUGUGAAGGAUUGGUGACUACUCGCCUCUGUUUAGCUUGCUGGGCCCUGGGUCUCUUUUUCUGGCUGCAACAGAGUACUUGGCACGUGCUGAGAGAAUGACUCUUGGAUUUAUACAGCUGUCCCCAAUACUGGGGAGGACUUUGCUAGUGCUGAUGGUGACUACUACUGUUAAGUGCCAUUGGCCUAGUGAGGCCUCAGAAGUUGUACGGGACUGGGAAAACCAGUUAGAGGCCUCCAUGCAUUCGGUGCUUUCGGAUCUCCGAGAGAAUGUGCCAGCAGUGGUGGGGAUUCCUGACAGCUCUGCUGUAGUGGGUCGUUCCUUCAGAGUCACCAUCCCAACAGAACUAAUAGCUUCUAAUGGCGAAAUUAUCCAGAUUACCGAAGCUGGGAAAGAAACUUUGCCUUCUUGGUUGCAUUGGGAACCAGAGAGUAGCACCUUGGAAGGUCUCCCGCUGGAUACAGAUAAAGGCAUUCAUUAUAUCUCAGUGAAUUCAAUGCAUCUGGUAUCUAAUGGAAGCUACGUGCCCCAAACCACCAAUGUCUUUUCCAUUGAGGUUCACCCUGAAGAUCAUAAUGAACCUCAGUCGGUACGGGUGGCUUCACAAGAUGUGAAUGAAGUAGCACCGUUUGUGUGUAGCGCAGAGGAACCAGUCACUAUUUUGACUGUAAUUUUGGAUGCUGACUUAACAAAAAUGACACCAAAGCAGAGGAUUGAACUUUUAUACCGAAUGAAAACCUUCUCAGAAGUGGAACUUUAUAACAUGAAAUUGGUUCCCGUUGUAAAUAAUAGACUCUUUGACAUGUCAGCCUUCAUGGCUGGCCCAGGGAACGCAAAGAAAGUGGUGGAAAAUGGAGCCUUACUAUCUUGGAAACUAGGCUGUUCUUUGAGCCAGAAUAGUGUCCCAAACAUAAGCAAUGUUGAAUCUCCAGCUAAGGAAGGUACAAUGUCUGCCCAUCUUGGAUACCCUGUGGUUGGCUGGCACAUUGCGAACAAGAAGCCUAAUCUUCCAAAGAGAAUAAGGCGGCAGAUUAAUGCCACACCAACCCCUGUGACUGCUGUUGGACCUCCGACAACAGCCCUCCAAGAACCACCUAUUAGAAUUGUUCCAACUCCCACUUCCCCAGCCAUUGCACCUCCCACUGAAACAACAGCUCCUCCAGUAAGAGAGCCUGUUCCAUUGCCUAGGAAACCCACAGUUACUAUUAGAACAAGAGGUGCCAUUGUUCAGACACCAACCCUUGGACCAAUUCAGCCAACCAAAAUGAUAGAAGCAGCUUCUACUACCCCUGUCCAGAUCCGGCCAACAAUGACUGGGCAAGUUGAACCUACUGCAGUAGUUACACCGCCCACAACAAAGAAACCAAGAAGAACCACGCCAAAACCGUCCACACCAUCAACCACCGAUACAAGUACGACACGAAGAACUCCCAGACCCACCAAAAUUCCUCGACCUCCAAAGACUCCCGGGACUACUAAAUCGCCUUUCAUUCCACCAGAAAGAGUUUCACCACCAACUCGCAUACGCACCACUACAGUUGGAACUCCCCGUGUCCCCAAUGAUCCGCCAGAACUGAAAAACCAUAUUGACAGGGUGGAUGCAUGGGUGGGCACUUACUUUGAACUCAAGAUACCUUCAGACACUUUCUAUGACAAGGAAGAUACCACCACUGAUAAACUGCAGUUAACCAUGAAACUAGAAAAUGAGAAGCCGCUGGAAGAAAACUCGUGGGUGCAGUUCAAUAGCACUAGUCAGCUAAUGUAUGGACUACCCAAUCGCACACACUCAGGCAGGCAUGAAUUUUUCAUGCAUGCCACAGACAAAGGGGGCCUUUCAACAGCGGAUGCAUUUGAAAUAUUUGUCCAUGGUCUUGGAGCCGACGAGGUGCCUCCCGUUAAAUUUAAAGCCGAAUUAGAGGGAGACUAUACUACAGUUGUCAAUGACAUUCAUAAGAAAAUUUUGUUGGUGAAGAAGUUGGCUUUUGCCCUCGGAGACAGAAACAGUAGCACUAUUACCAUAGAAAACAUUGUCAACGGCUCCAUUGUAGUUGAGUGGACAAACAAUACUCUGCCUUUGGAUCCAUGCCCCAAAGAGAUGAUUCGCACCAUGAGCAGAAAAAUUGCUGAUAAUUCUGGCAAGCCGAGCCACGCUUUCAAGAAUGCCUUAGCGCCAGAGUUCCCGGCUAAGAACAUUUCCGUUAUUGGUGCUGGUAGCUGCAGACACAUUCAGUUCGUUCCUUUCUCUAGAGAAGGACUUCCCACAAUGGCAACGCCUACAGUUGUGCUUCCGCGGGAUCCAGAAAAGACGAGUGAAGACGAUGUGUACCUCCACACGGUCAUCCCCGCUGUGGUGGUGGCAGCAAUUCUGCUGAUUGCUGGGAUCAUCGCUAUGAUUUGCUAUCGCAAGAAGAGAAAAGGCAAGCUCACCAUAGAAGACCAAGCCACCUUUAUCAAGAAGGGAGUGCCCAUCAUCUUUGCCGACGAGCUGGAUGACUCCAAGCCUCCCCCUUCCUCCAGCAUGCCGCUGAUUCUACAGGAGGAGAAAGCCCCUCUCCCGCCCCCAGAGUACCCAAACCAGAAUAUGCCAGAAACCACCCCGCUCAACCAAGACACCAUAGGAGAGUACACGCCACUGCGAGACGAAGACCCCAACGCACCGCCCUACCAGCCACCCCCUCCCUUUACAGCACCCAUGGAGGGCAAAGGCUCCCGUCCGAAGAACAUGACCCCAUACAGGUCUCCACCUCCUUACGUCCCCCCUUAAUGAACAAGAGGCGCUUGCGGAGAUGGGGCCUAUAGUUCCACACCAGUGUUGUCUGUAGGGGUCGGUGGCCUGCGAAUCCGUUACCAAUUAGGAAACCAACAUACAUAAGCUCAAACGUAGCCCGGUCCCGGCAGGCCCUCUCUCCGAAUGCGUUUGCGACACCACAGUGCUUGUGGAAUUUUCGGGACACUGAUUUUAUUUUUGCCUAACAGCUUUUGUUUUGUUUAUUCAUAGAGGGGGGGGAAUCUACUUGGCUCCAAAAGUAUUUCUGACAGCAGGCGUCUCGAAGCAUCUUGUGCAAAGGGAGAAUGGCUGGACAUGCAGGCAGCGCUAGGGGUGGCACGCUGGGUCUCUGCUGUUUGCCUUUAAAACUAACUGUACUGUUUUUUCUAUUUCACGUGUGUCUAGCUACAGGGCAUAACAUGAAACGUAGCCUAAAAAUAUAAAACCGGAGGACUUUCUGAGGUCAACGUUAAGUUUUUACAUUUAAUUGCUGUUACCUAAACUUGUAUGUAUAGAAUGGGGAGGGGGAGGGGAAAUGCUUUACUACAAAUAAGCUCCAGGGGUGUUUCCAAUGCCAGUCAGGCUGAGGGACCGUCUUUUUUAAUCAAAGGAAUCCUAUUUUUUCACACAUUAUACAGUUCAGUCAUCAGCUGGGGUCCUUUUUGCAAACUGUAGAGUGAGCUCUUGUUGCUCCAGCCUGCCAUUGCUGGACUGAUGCCAUGCCGAUAGUCGUAGGUUUCUGAAAAAAGGAUGGAGUUUGGAAAGCUCUUUGCAAUUACCAAAGAGAGAGGGGGGUGUUGAAUCUAGCUAUGUAGCAGCAUUUGCUGCCUUUUGGAAACCGGGGCCCCAACAGUGGUAGCUGCAGGCUGAAAGGGUCAUGGUGCUGCGCUGAGAUUUUUCAUCUGGAAGGCAUCCUUUGGCUUUCGAAACACUCUUGAGAUAUUUUGGUGAAGAUGCAAUAUUUUUAUGUAGUGUAAUGCAGUUUCCUCACAUCAAGACUCCUCCUGGACCACAGAAUUGGAACAGUCCCCCCCCCCCAAAUCACUCACUGCUGUCCUCUGCACACACAGACGCAAUAGUAGCUGUCUGGCGGUUGGCAAAAUGAAAUUAAAAAAAAAACCUGCGCGCCAGAAAUAGUUCAUAGCAAAAAUCAGUGAACUCUCAGCUCUAAUUUUUUACUAAAUUUUUGAUACAGCCUCAAAUUGUUUUAUUAAAAAAAGUGAUUAAAAAUGGUAAUGCUGCCAGCAGUUUGUAUGAGCUUAGCUUCUUAGUAUCAAUUCAACGGGACUGACUGCUUUGCUCAUUUUGGAUUUCCCCCCCUUUCUUUUUGGUCUCUCAUAGUCAUUGUUUUUAAAUAUUAGAGCCAUGUUUAGGUUUCUUGCCUUUUUAAAAAAUGAACUUCCACAUGUCUCUCCUGGGAAGUUGGAGUGACCGUCAAGGUCACCCCCAUGCCUUUCCCCCCUUUCAACAAAAUGAUUUUAAGCAUGAGUUAUUAAUUUUUUCUUGUCCAUUUGAGACUAUUUUUGGUACAUUAGAGGGAGGAAAAGCCCUUUGCAAUAAUUAGUCCAUCCCCUGGCUGGGGGCUGGGCAGCCUCUGGCUGACUUUGCACACAAAGCAGACACUUUUAAGCCAUAUUGACUGUUUUGCAAAGUAUGAUGGUGUGCUGACAUGGCCAGUUAACACACUAGUGGAUGAAUGGCUAAAAUGACCUUCACCUCUGAACUUGCUAGGGUGGCAUUUCCCAUCAAGCCUUUUUUUGACUACUUGAAUAGGAUUUUGUCUAUUAAAACAAAUGUUAAUUUGACUAUGGCCCCAUAUAGUUCUGCACUCUGCUUCUGCCCCCUGAGGUGGGCUGGAGGGGUUUGUGUUGAAGUGAGGGUGACUGUAAAGAAUGCUUCAGGUUUAGCCUUUGUCUAGUUUGACAGGUAUAGAUUUGCCCUACAAAGUUUUUUUUCCCCUUUAAAAAAACCCUCUAUCCCUUCAGUGCUUGAAAGUUGGUGUGUGUCUCAGAUGAGGAGAGGUGAUGGAAUCUGCUCCUCACACAGGAGAGCUGGUUGAAGGGAAAGGAAUUAAGUGGCACCACUGCUUUUGAACAGACACUAGGAAUACGUUUAUAAGAAUGCCUCCCCCCACAAGCUAGCGACCAUGGCAGCACAGUGCCAAAAUCUAUACUGGCAGGCCUGCAUUUCAGAUGUCUCCAAGUUAUCAACACACACAGCCUCCUAAGCCCAAAUGCUGCAAGUUAGAAGGGCCUUCCAAACAGUGCCGUUGUCCCUAGCAACUGAUGCCACUUUAUAAUGGUCAUGCGCAAGCGCAAACGGUUUCAGGCCUGGGCCUACCUGUCACCAUAGAAACUGGAGGCGAAGGGGCAGUGAACAGAAUAAUAACAAUGGCAUUCUCAUCAGCCGCCUUCCCCCUAAGCACCAGUGCUGUUUAUUUAUACCACUAGACACUGUAAUGGUGGGAGAAAAUCUUGUAUUAAAAGUGUUCACCAACCACUGAUGUGUUUUUAUGUCCUUAUAUAAUUAUUUUAAAAAUGUGUUUUCUGCAUUCUGUAAAGAAACAUAUCAACUAAAUAAACCAGUGUACUUUACUACAAA
Molecule: messenger RNA, 11676 nt
Organism: Zootoca vivipara (common lizard)
Lineage: Eukaryota; Metazoa; Chordata; Lepidosauria; Squamata; Lacertidae
Source: RefSeq, a predicted model, not a curated record